GGGUCUUUAAAAUCGAUUUCAGAGUUAGACCAGGAGGUUCACCAAAGCCUAACCUAAACUUAAACCUAACAUUAAGUUAAGAUUUGUUAUGAGUUGAUUUUAUUAACUUAGUUUAUGUGAUCAGUAUGAAAGUACCACUGUCAAACUUGCUAAAUUAUUUUAUGAAACAUGGGAGAUAAAGAACAUCAUGUGCACUUUAGCGGCGGAUGCGGACUUGGAAAAGACAACAAUAUUAUGAUACAGCCACAGAGACAUGGCCACAUUGAUGCUCACUUAGGAUUUUUGCAAUUGCAUCAUAGAUAUCACAUAGAAUUCUCUGUGCCAUGGAACACAUGUAUCCAUCCAGAAAGAAAAAUAGUAGCCCCGGCAAUAAUUGCAGGAAACCACAAUGCAAACUGUUACAUUGUCCUUUUGACACAAGAGAAAGACAGUUUAAGAUUGAAGAUAGAGCUGCUAGCAUAUAAAGAAAAAAUAUUAAAGGAGGAAGUCGAAAUAAUGUGUUGUCUAUCUGGUACGCCAUUGAAAAUUGUAUUAAACGCACGUGUUUUAGCAAAGGAUAAGGGCACACCAUUAUUAAGAAAUGGCAUACGUAGCAUUGGUAUAGAAGGAGUAGACGAAGACGAAGUUUCUGAAUAAAUCUGCUUGCUAUCGAGCCUUCAAUGAUAUUUAGGCGUUAAGCUUUGCCGAGUAUUAAAAGUACAAACGAAUAAUCGGCGGAAUUAGCAUUCCAGAAUAGAGCGGAUAAUACAAUUGUGAAAGAAAAUGUUCAAGAAAAUGUUUCGCAAGAUAAAAUAAUCUGCCUACUGUUGCUCUUUUUAAGCGUACGUCACGCGCAAAAUGCCUACAAAAGCUAUGACACUUAUCGUCUGCUAAUUAUAUAUCCGCAGGUUAUAACAAGUAAAUUGUAUUUUAUCGUUUUAUAUCAACUGUCAAUUUUCAACGAAACUUUCGCUAAAUGAACACAAGGAAUUCCGGUUGGACCGUCUACAAAUUCGCAAAUGUUAAAACCUAAUUUUGCUAACGGAUGACAGUUACUGCUGGGAUUGCCCCAUUUGCCUUUAAAAGUCAUCCAGCCUGGUAAAGGCUCGUUGUCUUCUUCCAAGAGUAAUUCUAAUUUUUUCCAUGUCGGCCAGGCAGUCCCGAAUCCGCUUUCAUCAUAUAGACGUGGAACACGUACAAAUUUGUGUUUUCCCGGAGCUGUCCAGAGCCCAUGAGAGCCGCGCGCACUGAAUAAAAUCGGAUGCGAGCCAUUGGCGGUAUAAACUUUUUCAGGAAAAAUCGGCUUUUGGAAGAGACCUUUUCUAGUUUCCUGACUUUCAUAAACAAAAGUGCCAUUUCGUGGAUCAUAUCGAUAAAAUGCACCGGCGUCAUGGGCUGAUACAUACAUCGCCAGAGGAUACUCGUUAUCCUAAAAAU
Messenger RNA from Camponotus floridanus (Florida carpenter ant), 1416 nucleotides. Its product is annotated as UPF0687 protein C20orf27 homolog. Lineage: Eukaryota; Metazoa; Arthropoda; Insecta; Hymenoptera; Formicidae. The coding region runs from base 169 to 636 and encodes 155 amino acids. The transcript has 5 exons. The record is from RefSeq and is a predicted model, not a curated record.